AUGGGUGGCCAUCAGGAUGGCAUCCCGAUUCGCCCGAACUUGACAUUGGCAAGCGGCUCGCAAUUCGUCGUGCUUCAUCGCGACUUUGCAGAGUUUGCUCUGGAUGGAUUAGGCGAGACUGGCGAAGAGGUUUUGCAGCUCGUGGCGGAUGGUCCGGACCAUAUUGGCAGGAUCAAGCAAAGCAGCCGGAGCUUGGCACGGGAGGUGCUCAAUGAGGUCCUCUUCUUCUCAUCACCAGAUGAGACAUUCUUCCACACUCUGGCGGUGAACAGCGUGUACUGCACGAGUCACUUGAGGUACAAUUUCCACUUUCACGACACACAGGGCAACUUCUUGGACGAAUCGUCGCGCAACUAUACGGACUUUCCAACCGGAAGCCCGCCAGUGCUGACUUCCAGCUCGCUUCCACUGCUGCGGCAGGUGCGGGAACAGCACCCCAUCAUCUUUGCCAGGAAGUUCGAUGCAGCAAACGCAUCAAGCAUGAGCUUCUUAGAGGCGCACGUGGAACCGCUGUUGAAGCCCAGUAUCACGACGUGGCAGUCGGCAUCAGGCUAUGCACAUGCAUUCGGCUCGCUCCUUGGCGCAUGCGGCGAGGUGGAAGGUGUGCGUUACCUGAGCGAGGGAGGCAGCAUUGGCAUGCCGCAAAGGCUGUCGUUGCGAGCGAUCGUGUCAAGGUCCUGCGUCCAGCGACCCUCUGCGGCCUUGCGCGGGCAGGUCCCGGUUCUGGGCGAUGUGCUACUUUCGGAACGAUUCGUGCAGCCUGUGGUUGGCGAUGUGACAAAUUCGGCCACGGCGCUGUCACCCCUACACUGGAUUCGAGUGGGCACUGGCUGGGAUCCUGCCCUGCUACGCUUCACUGGUGUCGCCGGCCUCAUGCCACUUUCAGAGGCGAGUUCCAUUGGACUCUUUGCCGUGUCAUAUUGGGAACGAUGCGCCGUGCAGCGGCGCUUGCGCUUGCGCUGCCGGAGCCCCUCUGGCAGCUCCACGGACACCGAGGAGGUCCUGCGUCCCUGGCAGCCCAUUUCGGUGACACGGCUGCCGCUGCCAGCAGGUGCGAUGGUUGGUUGGUGGUCGCUGGACAUCGAGCAACUUUCUUCAGCCCCACUAGCGGAAAUACCCACUGCUUCGAGCGACGACCGCCUUCACGUCCUAGCACAGUCUCGCUUCUAUCUCUUCGGCAAAGACGCCAUCCAUGUUGAGGUCCUUGAGGAGUUGUUCAGUGCCGACCCGCUUGCGUAG
Symbiodinium sp. CCMP2456 is the source of this 1239-nucleotide messenger RNA. Lineage: Eukaryota; Dinophyceae; Suessiales; Symbiodiniaceae. The record is from the annotation of a GenBank genome assembly.